CUGGCAUUGAAGGUCGAAUUGGGCCACUCGGCAAAAAGGGAGAGACUGGUUUGAAAGGUGACAAGGGUGACAUUGGACUAAGUGGAGCAAGGGGUGUGAGAGGAGUAUCUGGCAGGAAUGGAACUGAUGGACAAAAGGGUAAGAUUGGCCGAAUCGGGGCUCCUGGUUGCAAAGGUGAUCCAGGUGACAAGGGACCAGAUGGCUACCCUGGAAACAUUGGUGAACCUGGGACACCGGGUGAGAAAGGUGAAAAGGGUGAAAGUGCCCCCCCUGGGAAAUCUGGUCUCCCAGGCCCUGAUGGUGAAAGAGGACCAAAGGGUGAAAAAGGAAAUCCUGGAAAUCCAGGAUCGCCAGGAAAAAGGGGAACUCCGGGCAUUAAAGGCUUGCCUGGACCAAAUGGUGAAGAGGGAAGGAGAGGAGACCCUGGAUCAAAGGGAGGACAAGGACCUGAUGGGGAAAAAAGGAGAGAGGGGAGAACAAGGGCCACAUGGAGGGAGAGGCCAACCUGGGGAAGACGGACUCAAGGGCACCAAGGGUGACAAUGGACUACCAGGACCAAGGGGUCAGCCAGGAGACCCAGGGGGCCCUGGAAAAAUUGGCUCCAUGGGAAAUCCUGGAGAUCCUGGACCAAGGGGAGACUCAGGGCCUAAAGGAGUAAAGGGUGACAAAGGAAGGCAAGGAUUCAGCAAUACUGGAACGAGAGGGCCCACUGGAGACAGAGGUGUUCCAGGCAAAAAAGGGCCCAGGGGGGGCAGAGGUGAAUGUGGCGCCAAAGGAGACCCUGGAGAACCAGGAAAACCAGGAGAGUCUGCCAGCCGGGCGAGCCAGGAAAGAGAGGGCCGAGAGGAGACCGUAGACGUGAUGGAGGCCCUGGACCAGAGGGCGAUCCUGGGCUCAACGACUGUGAUGUCAUGACUUACAUCAGGGAAAUGUGCGGUUGUUGUGACUGUGAGAAGUACUGUGGACCUCUGGACAUUAGCUCUGCUGAGAAGCAGGGUCAAAUGGAUAAUAUACACAACAAUAGUGGUG
Molecule: messenger RNA, 1029 nt
Organism: Thunnus maccoyii (southern bluefin tuna)
Lineage: Eukaryota; Metazoa; Chordata; Actinopteri; Scombriformes; Scombridae
Product: collagen alpha-2(VI) chain-like
Exons: 19
Coding region: 118-915 (265 amino acids)
Source: RefSeq, a predicted model, not a curated record